AUGUCCCACGCCAAUUCCCUCGACGACACAAUUUUGCCUACUAGUCCCAAGCUGGGAGGACCUGUUGCAUACCAAGACUCUCUGCCCAUCAUGGAUUCUGUCCGCGGUACAGUGAUCAAGCCUGCCUCCAUCCCGGUCCGGGGUGGCAGCGGCCGCAUGACUUCCCUCGAGUUGGCCGAUGGCACAGUCUACCAGGGUUACAACUUUGGUGCCGAGAAAAGCAUUUCUGGUGAAUUGGUCUUCCAGACCGGUAUGGUCGGUUACCCCGAGUCCAUCACCGAUCCCUCAUACCGCGGUCAGAUCCUGGUUAUCACUUUCCCACUUGUGGGUAACUACGGUGUCCCCGCACAGGAUGAGAUGGAUGAGCUCCUGAAGGACCUCCCCAAGCACUUCGAGUCCAACCAGAUCCACGUUGCCGGCUUGGUGGUGGCAGCCUACGCCGGCGAGGACUACUCGCACUUCUUGGCCAAGACCUCGCUCGGUCAAUGGCUCAAGGAGCAGGGUGUUCCUGCCAUGCACGGUGUUGACACUCGUGCUCUCACCAAGCGCCUGCGUCAGACCGGUAGUAUGCUGGGUCGCAUGCUGCUGCAAAAGGAUGGUGCCGCCGAUGCCGCUGGCAUCGCCGGUGCCAACUGGAAGUCCCACUUCGAGGAGACCGAAUGGGUCGACCCCAACACAAAGAACCUCGUGGCUGAGGUCUCCAUCCGCGAGCCCCGCCUAUUCACACCACCCGAGAACAUCGCCCUCAAGCACCCCUCAGGCCGUGGAGUCCGUGUGCUCUGUUUGGAUGUUGGUAUGAAGUACAACCAGCUGCGUUGUCUGCUUUCCCGCGGUGUGGAAGUCUUGGUUGUCCCUUGGGACUACGAUUUCCCUACUCUCGCUGGAAAGGACUUCGACGGUCUGUUUGUGUCCAACGGUCCCGGUGACCCUGCCACCUUGGAGGUCACCAUCAAGAACCUCGCCAAGAUGUUCGAGGAUGCCCGCACACCCGUUUUCGGUAUCUGCUUGGGUCACCAGUUGAUUGCCCGCUCCGUCGGCGCCCAGACUUCCAAGAUGAAGUUCGGUAACCGCGGUCACAACAUUCCCUGUACAAGCAUGCUCUCCGGCAAGUGUCACAUCACUUCUCAGAACCACGGUUACGCCGUGGACGCCAGCAGCCUCAAGAACGGCUGGGAGGAGCUGUUUGUCAACGCCAACGAUGGCAGCAACGAGGGUAUUCGUCACACCAGCCGUCCCUUCUUCAGUGUGCAAUUCCACCCCGAGAGCACCCCCGGUCCCCGCGACACCGAGUACCUGUUCGAUGUCUUCAUCAACACUAUCCAGUCUACCAUUGCCUCUCCCGAGGCUCUCAACUUGCCCGUUUCUUUCCCCGGUGGCGCCAAGGCCGACAACGUCCUUGCUGCUCCCCGUGUCUCGGUCAAGAAGGUCCUGGUUCUCGGUUCCGGUGGUCUCAGCAUUGGCCAGGCUGGAGAGUUUGAUUACUCCGGCAGUCAAGCCAUCAAGGCUCUGAAGGAAGAGGGUAUCUACACUAUCCUGAUCAACCCCAACAUUGCCACCAUUCAGACUUCCAAGGGUCUGGCUGACAAGGUCUACUUCCUGCCCGUCAACGCCGACUUUGUCCGCAAGGUCAUCAAGCACGAGCGUCCUGAUGCUAUUUACGUCACUUUCGGUGGUCAGACUGCCCUCUCUGUUGGUAUCCAGCUCAAGGAUGAGUUCGAGGGGCUCGGCGUUCAGGUUCUCGGUACCCCCAUUGACACCAUCAUUACCACUGAGGAUCGUGAGCUGUUCGCCCGUAGCAUGGACUCCAUCAACGAGAAGUGUGCCAAAUCUGCCUCCGCUUCCACCCUUGAGGAGUCUCUCCAGGUCGUUGAGGCCAUUGGAUUCCCCGUUAUUGUUCGUGCUGCCUACGCUCUUGGUGGUCUCGGAUCUGGUUUCGCCAACAACAUGGAUGAACUGAAGGAGCUCUGCACCAAGGCCCUGGCUGUCAGUCCCCAAGUUCUGAUUGAGCGCAGUAUGAAGGGCUGGAAGGAGGUCGAAUACGAGGUUGUUCGUGAUGCCCAGGACAACUGUAUCACUGUCUGUAACAUGGAGAACUUCGAUCCCCUUGGUAUCCACACUGGUGACUCCAUUGUCGUGGCUCCUUCUCAGACUCUUUCCGACGAGGACUACAACAUGUUGCGUACCACCGCUGUUAACGUCAUUCGACACCUCGGGGUUGUCGGUGAAUGUAACAUCCAGUACGCCCUCAACCCCUUCUCCCGGGAGUACUGCAUUAUCGAGGUCAACGCCCGUCUGUCUCGUUCCUCGGCUCUGGCCUCUAAGGCUACCGGUUACCCUCUUGCGUUUAUCGCUGCCAAGUUGGGUCUCGGUAUUCCUCUGAACGAGAUCAAGAACUCGGUCACCAAGUCCACCUGUGCUUGCUUCGAGCCCUCACUCGAUUACUGUGUGGUCAAGAUUCCCCGCUGGGAUCUGAAGAAGUUCACUCGUGUCUCCACCCAGCUCGGUUCUUCCAUGAAGAGUGUUGGUGAAGUCAUGAGCAUUGGCCGAACCUUCGAAGAAGCCAUUCAAAAGGCCAUCCGUUCCGUUGAUUUCCACAACCUUGGUUUCAGCGCCACUGAUGCCCUUAUGUCCAUCGACGCCGAGCUUCAGACUCCUUCCGACCAGCGUCUGUUCGCCAUUGCCAACGCCAUGGCUGCUGGCUACACCGUUGAUGACAUCUGGAAGCUCACUAACAUCGACAAGUGGUUCCUCUCUCGCCUCAAGGGCUUGAACGACUUCGGCAAGUCCAUGUCCACCUUCAACGCUACCUCUGUGCCUGUGCCUAUGAUCCGCCAGGCUAAGCAGCUCGGUUUCUCCGAUCGCCAGCUCGCCAACUUCCUGGACUCCAACGAGCUGGCUGUCCGCCGUAUGCGUGUUGAGGCUGGUAUCAUGCCUAUUGUCAAGCAGAUCGACACUGUCGCCGCUGAGUUCCCCGCUGUGACCAACUACCUUUACCUCACCUACAAUGCAUCCGAGCACGAUCUGUCGUUCGACGAUCACGGCAUUAUGGUUCUGGGCUCUGGUGUCUACCGUAUCGGUUCCUCCGUCGAGUUCGAUUGGUGUUCUGUGCGCACUAUCCGUACUCUCCGUGAGCAAGGCCACAAGACUAUCAUGGUCAACUACAACCCUGAGACUGUCAGUACCGAUUACGAUGAGGCCGACCGCUUGUACUUCGAGAACAUCAACCUCGAGACUGUGCUCGACAUCUACCAGUUGGAAACCUCCAGCGGUGUUAUCAUGUCUAUGGGAGGACAGACCCCUAACAACAUCGCUCUGCCCCUGCACCGCCUCAACGUCAACAUCCUUGGUACCUCUCCUGAGAUGAUCGACGGUGCCGAGAACCGUUACAAGUUCUCCCGUAUGUUGGACCGUAUCGAGGUCGAUCAGCCCGCCUGGAAGGAACUCACCUCCAUCGAAGAAGCCCGCGGUUUCUGUGACAAGGUCGGAUACCCUGUGCUGGUCCGUCCUUCCUAUGUCCUGUCUGGUGCUGCCAUGAACACUGUCUACUCCGAGCACGAUCUCGCCAGCUAUCUCGGCCAAGCUGCCGAUGUCUCGCGUGAGCACCCCGUUGUUAUCACCAAGUACAUCGAGAACGCCAAGGAGAUUGAGAUGGACGCUGUUGCCCUUAAUGGUGUCAUGGUUGGUCACUUCAUCUCUGAGCACGUCGAGAACGCCGGUGUUCACUCUGGUGACGCUACACUGAUCCUGCCUCCCCAGGAUCUUAGCGAGGAGACUGUCCGUCGUAUUGUUGAGGCCACCCGCAAGAUUGGAAACGCCCUCAACGUGACCGGCCCUUACAACAUCCAGUUCAUUGCCAAGGACAACGACAUCAAGGUCAUUGAGUGCAACGUUCGUGCCUCGCGUUCGUUCCCCUUCGUGUCCAAGGUUAUGGGUGUCGACCUGAUCGAGAUGGCCACCAAGGCCAUGAUCGGUGCUCCCUUCCAGGAGUACCCCCCUGUCAACGUCCCCAAGGACUACGUUGGUGUGAAGGUUCCUCAGUUCUCGUUCUCCCGUCUCUCCGGCGCUGACCCCGUUCUGGGUGUCGAGAUGGCUUCCACUGGUGAGGUCGCUUCGUUCGGUCGUGACAAAUACGAGGCCUACCUCAAGGCCCUGCUGUCCACCGGAUUCAAGCUGCCCCGUCGCAACAUCCUGUUCUCCAUUGGUGCCUACAAGGAGAAGAUGGAGAUGCUGCCUUCCAUUCAGAAGCUCUCCCAGCUCGGUUACAACUUGUUUGCCACCGCUGGUACUGCUGAUUUCCUGAAGGAGCACGGUGUGACUGUCAAGUACCUCGAGCACCUUCCCGAUCACGAGGAAGAGGACAUGAAGUCCGAGUACUCUCUCACUCAGCACUUGUCCAACAACCUGAUUGACUUGUACGUCAACUUGCCAUCGAACAACCGCUUCCGUCGCCCUGCCAACUACAUGUCCAAGGGUUACCGCACUCGUCGUAUGGCUGUUGACUACCAGACUCCUCUGGUCACCAACGUCAAGAACGCCAAGAUCCUGAUUGAGGCCAUUGCUCGCCACUUCCCUUUGAACAUCAUCACCGCUGAUUUCCAGACCAGCCACCGCACUGUUGUUCUGCCCGGUCUGAUCAACAUUGCGGCCUUUGUCCCCAACCUGGUCUCUGCUGGUUCCAACGACUUCGAGGCUGUCUCCAAGGCCUCGCUCGCAGGUGGUUUCAGCAUGAUCCGUGUGAUGCCCGUUGGCGUUGACACCUCAGUCACCCAGGCCAGCGACCUGAAGAUUGUCCAGAAGAACGCCCAGGACAAGUCUCUCUGUGACUUCAACCUCUCCGUCGCUGCCACCGCCACCAACUCGGAUCAGAUCAUCCAGGUGACCGGUGAGGUUGGAUCUCUGUUCAUCCCCUUCAACCACCUCUCUGGCAACAUCAACAAGGUCGCCACUGUCACCAACCACUUCAGCGCCUGGCCCUCGAGCAAGCCUCUGAUCACCGAUGCCAAGAGCACUGACCUUGCCUCCAUUCUGUUGUUGGCCAGUCUCCACGGUCGCAACAUUCACGUUCUGAACGUGACUUCCAAGGAGGACAUUACCCUCAUUGCUCUGAGCAAGGAAAAGGGCCUGAAGGUGACCUGCGAUGUCUCCAUCUACUGCCUCUUCCUUUCUCAGAAGGACUACCCGGCCUCCAGCUUCCUGCCUACCGUUGAGGACCAGAAAUCACUGUGGGACCACAUGAGCACCAUCGAUGUCUUCUCGAUUGGCAGCAUCCCCUUCCAGCUUGCUGGCAAGGCCGCAACCCCCGAGACUGGUAUUGCGGAGUCACUUCCUCUCCUGUUCACUGCCGUCGCUGAGGGCCGUCUGACCGUUGAGGACAUCACCGCUCGCCUCUACGAGAACCCCAAGAAGAUCUUCGAGCUGCACGACCAGGCUGACAGCUCCCUCGAGAUCGAGGUUGACCGCCCAUACGUCUUCCAGAGCCCCGAUGCCAGCUCUCCCUUCAACGGCAAGGUGAUGCGUGGCUCCGUCCAGCGUGUUAUCUUCCAGGGCAAGACUUCUUGCCUCGAUGGCGAGAUCAUCAAGGAUGCUAUCAAAGGUACCGAUAUGUCUGCCCACCGCAUCCUUCCUGCCUCGCCUGCGAUGACCCCCAUGGUUCGCCCUGAGAGCUCCCUCGACCGUCACCAGUCUCUUUCUGGCACCCCUGGCCGCCGCCAGAAGAACAUGGACAACACCGUGCCUGCCAUUGGUGAACUUGGACCCCCUCUCUACCCCUCGUCCCAGGGUUCUUCCAACAUGGCCGACCUGCUCUCGCGCUCCAAGAUCCGCGGCAAGCACGUCCUGUCCGUGAACCAGUUCACUCGUGCUGACCUGCACUUGCUGUUCACUGUCGCCCAGGAGAUGCGUCUCGGUGUUCAGCGCCAGGGUGUCCUUGACAUCCUCAAGGGCCGUGUCCUGACUACUCUCUUCUACGAGCCCUCGACCCGCACCUCGGCCUCGUUCGACGCUGCCAUGCAGCGCCUCGGUGGACGUACCAUCGCCAUCUCGACCGAGCACUCUUCCACCAAGAAGGGCGAGACUCUCCAGGACACCAUCCGCACCCUCGGCUGCUACGGCGAUGCCAUUGUUUUGCGUCACCCCGACGCCAGCAGCACUGAGAUCGCGGCCAAGUUCUCCCAGGUCCCUGUCAUCAACGGUGGUAACGGCUCCCUCGAGCACCCCACCCAGGCCUUCCUGGACCUGUUUACCAUCCGUGAGGAGCUCGGUACCGUCACCGGCUUGACCAUCACCUUCACUGGUGACCUCAAGUACGGCCGCCCCGUCCACUCCCUCAUCAAGCUCCUCCAGUUCUACGAUGUCCGCAUCCAGCUGGUCGCCCCCAAGGCUCUUGCUCUUCCCGAGGAGGUCCGCCAGCAGAUCAUUACUUCCGGACAGUUGGUCCUUGAGUCGGAGGAGCUGACUCCUGAGAUCGUUGCCCGCUCUGACAUUCUGUACUCCACUCGUGUCCAGAAGGAGCGUUUCGCCGAUCUCGCCCAGUACGAGGCUCUUAAGAACAGCUUCGUCAUUGACAACGCUCUGCUUAAGCACGCCAAGGGCCACAUGGUCGUCAUGCACCCUCUGCCUCGCAACGCCGAGAUCGCUGAGGAGGUCGACUUCGACCAGCGGGCUGCUUACUUCCGCCAGAUGCGCUACGGCCUUUACUGCCGCAUGGCCCUGCUCGCUCUGGUCCUGGCAUGA
Messenger RNA from Penicillium antarcticum, 6732 nucleotides. Its product is annotated as bifunctional carbamoylphosphate synthetase/aspartate transcarbamylase. The transcript has 3 exons. Bases 1 to 6732 code for a protein of 2243 amino acids. Gene Ontology annotation, molecular function: metal ion binding; ATP binding; carbamoyl-phosphate synthase (glutamine-hydrolyzing) activity. Gene Ontology annotation, biological process: 'de novo' pyrimidine nucleobase biosynthetic process; L-glutamine metabolic process; L-citrulline biosynthetic process. Gene Ontology annotation, cellular component: cytosol; cytoplasm. NCBI's taxonomy places the organism in Eukaryota, Fungi, Ascomycota, Eurotiomycetes, Eurotiales, Aspergillaceae. The record is from RefSeq and is a predicted model, not a curated record.